Messenger RNA from Lotus japonicus, 3641 nucleotides. RefSeq names its product ubiquitin-activating enzyme E1 1-like. Gene Ontology annotation, biological process: protein sumoylation. The record is from RefSeq and is a predicted model, not a curated record. The transcript is spliced from 7 exons. NCBI's taxonomy places the organism in Eukaryota, Viridiplantae, Streptophyta, Magnoliopsida, Fabales, Fabaceae. Gene Ontology annotation, cellular component: SUMO activating enzyme complex; cytoplasm. Gene Ontology annotation, molecular function: SUMO activating enzyme activity. Bases 170 to 3481 code for a protein of 1103 amino acids.
CUAUUUGAGUAUUCUUCUACAUCAAACCCUCUUUCACUCUUGUUCCCAUUCUCAGUUGAAAAAGAAAAAGAGAAAGAAAAAGCUCACUCUCAUUUUCCUUCAUUUUCUCACCUCCCAAACAAGAUUCCAUUCCUUCCUUCCUCUCCCAACUCCCAAUCGCAGGCACUAUAUGCUUCCAAGCAAGCGAGCUAGUGAAGGAGGAGUGGUUGUAGAAGAAGAGAGGGAUACCACCACCACCACCACCGCCGCCACCACUUCUGCUGCUGCGGCGUCGUUUCACAAGAAGACUCGGAUCGGCUGCUUUUCUACUUGCUCGCGUGAAUCGGCGUUCAACGAGAGCGACCGGAGCUUCAGCAACAGCGGCGGCGGGAACAGCAACGGUAUAGGCAGCAGCGGGAACACGAUUGGAGGUGCGUCGUCGGAGAUGGCUCUGGGUGAUUCCAAUCCGAUGGAGAUUGACGAGGAUCUUCACAGCCGUCAGCUCGCUGUGUACGGCCGCGAGACAAUGAGGAGGCUCUUUGCGUCUAACGUUCUAGUUUCAGGGAUGCGGGGUCUUGGUGUCGAGAUCGCAAAGAAUCUUGUUCUUGCUGGUGUCAAAUCUGUAACCUUGCACGAUGAAGGGACAGUGGAAUUAUGGGAUUUGUCCAGUAAUUUCGUGUUUGCUGAGGAUGAUCUCGGUAAGAACAGGGCAGUGGCUUCUGUCAGUAAGUUGCAGGAACUCAACAAUGCUGUGCUUGUACUAAGCUUGGCAACUGAGCUGACAAAAGAACAACUUUCCAAUUUUCAGGCUGUUGUUUUCACUGAAAUCAGUCUUGAGAAAGCCAUUGAGUUCAAUGAUUACUGCCGUAGUCACCAGCCUUCUAUUGCUUUUAUUAAAACUGAAGUUAGAGGCCUUUUUGGUUCAGUCUUUUGUGAUUUUGGGCCUGAGUUCACUGUUGUUGACGUUGAUGGAGAGGAACCCCAUACUGGUAUAAUUGCAUCUAUCAGCAAUGACAAUCCUGCUCUAGUAUCUUGUGUUGAUGAUGAGAGGCUUGAGUUUCAGGAUGGCGAUCUUGUUGUAUUUUCUGAAGUUCAUGGUAUGAAAGAGUUGAAUGAUGGAAAGCCAAGAAAGAUUAAAAAUGCUAGAGCAUAUUCAUUUACUCUUGAAGAAGACACCACAAAUUAUGGUACCUUUGAAAAAGGUGGCAUUGUGACACAGGUAAAACAACCAAAGGUUUUGAACUUCAAACCACUCAGGGAAGCACUCAGUGAUCCAGGUGAUUUUCUUCUAAGUGAUUUUUCUAAGUUUGAUCGCCCACCUCUCCUGCAUUUAGCAUUCCAGGCUUUGGAUCAGUUCAUUUCUGAGAUAGGUCGCUUCCCUGUUGCUGGUUCUGAGGAUGAUGCACAGAAACUUAUUUCUAUUGCCAGUAAUAUUAAUGGAAACUCAGGUGACGGAAGGUUGGAAGAUGUGAAUCCACAACUUUUACGGCAAUUUGCCUUUGGUGCUAGGGCGGUAUUGAACCCUAUGGCUGCUAUGUUUGGUGGCAUUGUAGGACAAGAGGUCAUGAAGGCUUGCUCAGGAAAAUUUCAUCCACUUUUUCAGUUUUUCUACUUCGACUCCGUGGAAUCGCUUCCUACAGAACCAUUGGAUCCUAAUGAUUUAAAACCAAUAAAUAGUCGUUAUGAUGCACAGAUUUCUGUUUUCGGACAAAAGUUACAGAAGAAAUUAGAGGAUGCUAUAGUGUUCGUUGUUGGAUCUGGUGCAUUGGGAUGUGAGUUUUUAAAGAAUCUUGCCCUAAUGGGAGUUUCUUGUGGUAGCCAGGGGAAGCUGACAAUUACUGAUGAUGAUGUCAUUGAAAAGAGUAACCUGAGCAGGCAGUUCCUCUUCCGUGAUUGGAAUAUAGGCCAGGCUAAGUCUACAGUUGCUGCCUCAGCUGCGGCAGCUAUAAAUCCUCGUCUGAAUAUUGAAGCUCUGCAAAAUCGUGUCGGCCCUGAAACUGAAAAUGUGUUUCAUGAUGCCUUCUGGGAGAAUUUGAAUGUCGUGAUUAAUGCACUAGACAAUGUGAAUGCAAGACUGUAUGUUGAUCAGAGGUGCUUGUAUUUCCAGAAGCCACUUCUUGAAUCUGGAACUCUUGGAGCUAAAUGCAAUACCCAGAUGGUCAUUCCCCACCUAACAGAAAAUUAUGGUGCCUCAAGAGAUCCACCUGAGAAACAGGCACCAAUGUGUACUGUACACUCAUUUCCUCACAACAUUGACCACUGCCUGACAUGGGCUCGAUCAGAGUUUGAGGGUUUGCUUGAGAAAACUCCGGCAGAAGUAAAUGCAUAUUUAUCUAAUCCAAGUGAAUAUACUAAUGGAAUGAAGAAUGCUGGUGAUGCUCAAGCAAGGGAUAACUUGGAUCGUAUUCUGGAGUGCUUGGACAAGGAGAAGUGUGAGACGUUUGAAGAUUGUAUUACUUGGGCUAGGCUGAAGUUUGAAGAUUAUUUUGCUGACCGAGUGAAGCAAUUAACUUACACUUUCCCUGAAGAUGCCAUGACUAGUACUGGAUCUCCUUUCUGGUCUGCACCAAAACGAUUCCCUCGUCCACUGCAGUUCUCAUCCUCUGAUCGUAGUCAUCUCCAGUUUUUGAUGGCAGCUUCUAUACUACGAGCAGAAACAUUUGGCAUCCCUAUCCCUGACUGGGCGAAGAAUCCUACAAAGUUGGCUGAAGUUGUUGACAGAGUGAUAGUACCGGACUUUCAACCUAAGAAAGAUGCAAAAAUAGUGACCGACGAGAAUGCCACCAGUCUCUCUAGUGCUUCUGUGGAUGAUGCAGCUGUUAUCAAUGAUCUAAUCAUCAAGUUAGAGAGCUGCCGAUCAAAUCUGCCAGCAGGGUUCAGGAUGAAACCAAUCCAAUUUGAAAAGGAUGACGAUACAAACUACCAUAUGGAUCUCAUAGCUGGACUUGCCAACAUGAGGGCUCGAAAUUACAGCGUUCCGGAAGUUGACAAGCUCAAGGCCAAGUUUAUUGCUGGACGGAUUAUUCCAGCAAUUGCAACCUCAACUGCCAUGGCCACCGGGCUUGUCUGCCUUGAGCUGUACAAAGCUCUGGCUGGAGGGCACAAAGUCGAAGACUACCGAAACACAUUUGCCAACUUAGCACUGCCUCUCUUUUCCAUGGCUGAGCCAGUUCCACCAAAGAUCAUCAAGCAUCAAGAUAUGAGUUGGACGGUUUGGGACAGAUGGAUCAUAAGAGAGAAUCUCACUCUCAGGGAACUUCUUGACUGGCUGAAGGCAAAAGGUUUGCAUGCUUACAGUAUUUCAUAUGGAAGUUGUCUGCUCUUUAAUAGCAUGUUCCCUCGGCACAAAGAGCGAAUGGACAGAAAAGUUGUUGAUUUGGCCACUGAAGUGGCCAAGGCGGAAAUACCUUCAUACCGUCGUCACUUGGAUGUUGUUGUGGCCUGUGAGGAUGACGAGGAUAACGACAUUGACAUCCCUCAAGUAUCCAUUUAUUUCCGUUAGGUUGUUUUUCAUCCAAUCAGGUGUGUGAAAUUUCUCUUUUAGUAAGACAGAACUUGAGACUUGACUUCACUGUUCCAUAUUCAUAAUGGGUGCAUUCAACCCGAUACUGUUGACCAUAUCUCAGUUGCAUGAAUUGAAAAACAAUUUUCGUUUCCUUGUA